AUGGCUGCUACCCUUCCUCCGUUUGCGCCGUUCCCAGAGGCAGCUUGGCGAGAUCAUCUCGCUCCAGAGGAAUGGGAAUCAUGUCUCUCGACAUGGUUGUUAUUGGCUGAGGCCUAUCUAUCACUCUCAGAGGCCGAAUUAUCUAGAAUAUCUUCCAAGGAUGAGUCUCUUACGCCCUACCUCGUCUCAUUCAUGAAAGAGACGGCAACCUCCGGCGUUGGUAUUCUCGGCACGUCUCCUUCGGCAUCGACACUCCUUCGCAAGUGUUUCUUGCUUACUUCUCGACUAUUGAGGCUCUCUUCUGCACCUUCUUCACUCCUUCAAUGGGAAUUCUUGUCCCAUUUCAGCCGAAUUUAUGGAAAGAAGAGAGCAUCACCAGUCCUGGCUGCCGUUUUUAAGAAAACGGGCGAGACGCCCGAAACAUCGUUACAUGCAUUGAAGAAGUAUCUUAUCAUUUCUUUGGACGACGGUAUCAAGGGUGACCUCAGGAUAACAGAAAUGCGUCUGAAAAGACUCAAUCACCUUAUCCACGUAUCUCCUGAUACCGCUUCCUUUUUCCUCGCGGGCAGCGACUUCCUGGACGGAUUGGUCAGUUGUUACAAAAUCAUGAAUCCACCCCUGAGAAAGACUAUCAUCACCACUGCAUACUUAUGCCUCAUUGGACUGACAGAAGGGUCUUCUCCGAUGUAUUCGAUGCUCACAGACCAGCUUUAUUCCCUGAAAACAGCUGCAGAUGCCCACAAGGCUGGACCCAUCAAUGCAAAUGACUCCAUGGUCGCUGAACUGGUCACUGUUACCCCAAUCCUGAAACAAGUUCAGCAUCGCCUUGAUGAGUCUGUGUCAACUGCAACCAGGAUGAAGUCAGUGAUCACGGCGCUGGAAGGAUUCCGCAAACCUGGUGGUAAGGUCAGACCCAAAAAGCUGGUCAAGCGCAAGAUCGACAAGGGCAAAGGGGUCGCGAAUGUGGAAGAUGAUGAUCAAGCUGGGGAUAUGCAUGUGCACAGAAUGAGCCAAAUUUCGCAGAUUCAAGACCUUUUUCCUGAUCUGGGCUCCGGAUUUAUCUCGUCACUACUAGAUGAAUAUGAAGACAGCACGGAACAAGUCAUAUCACAUUUGUUGGAAGAAUCCCACCCGCCGCACCUGGCUAAUGCAGAUCGUACCAAAGAGCUUUCGCAAGAUAAGCCCCGCAGAAGGAGAAGUAGCCUCGUGCCGCGCUCUACGCCACCGCAAGUUCCAGUUCGUCAUAACGUGUUUGACGAUGACGAGUUCGACAGACUAGAAGUUGAUGUCUCUAAUCUACACUUUGGGAAGCACAACCCGAAUAAAACCGCAGAUGAUAUCCUCAAGGAUAGAUCCACCGCACCAAACAAAGCAGCCAUUCUUUCAGCACUGUCCGCAUUUGACGCGGAUGACGACGAAAGAGACGAUACAUAUGAUGCCGCAGACUCCGGGUUCGCUGUCAAUGAUGCCCUAGCGGAUGACGCCGAUGACCAGAAACGAAAGGACAUUGCUGAAAAGACUCUCUUCAAAUCCUAUCAGACAGAUCCAAAACUGUUCAAUAGAGAUUCUGAUACCCGACGCGGAAACUACCGAAUGAAGUUAAAGCAGGAUACGGGCAUGACUGACGAGGCCAUCGAAGGCUGGGCACUGAUGUUGAGUCGAAAUCCUCAACAAAUAAAAUCUUUUGAGAUGAAGUACAGUGCUUUUGGUGGCAAUCAGCCACCACUCGCAUCAACUGCUUGGCGAGAAAGCCCGGCUGGCUCGGGGACAGAAGAUUCGGGCACGGAUGGAGGGGCCGCCAGAGGAGGUUUCCGCGGCCGAGGCAGGGGAAGAGGACGAGGUGGCGAUCGUGGAGGGAAUGUCGCUGGUCCCACCGGCGAAAAGGCGACAGAAAAUGCCCGUCGACACAAGGAAACAAACAAAGGGUCGAGGGCGAAUCACAACCGAAGAGACCAGAGGGCCCGGAAAAUGGGGCGAGGAGGUUUGCCUGGUUAA
Molecule: messenger RNA, 1995 nt
Organism: Pseudomassariella vexata
Lineage: Eukaryota; Fungi; Ascomycota; Sordariomycetes; Amphisphaeriales; Pseudomassariaceae
Exons: 2
Coding region: 1-1995 (664 amino acids)
Molecular function (GO): ubiquitin binding
Source: RefSeq, a predicted model, not a curated record